AGCUGCUUCCAGCCGACUCUCCCGCGGCGCCCGGGGAACGAGCGCCUCGCUGCCGCCCGCCGCCCCUCCCGCGACCCAUGGCGGGGCCGCGGCGCAGGACGAGGGAACCUGGCGCCGGCAGGCUGCAGGCCCGCCGCGGCGCAGCGUUGGCGCUGCUGGGGGCCUCGGCGUGCGCGGCGGGAUGCGGCGCGGGGUUCGUGUCGGCGCCGGGCAGGGGCGCCCGUGCGAGGCCCACCAAGGUGCAGAUGGCCGCUGACCAGGUCGUGCGCAAGAUCAGAAGGAACGACCGGAACAUUGCGCUGUACCCGAAGGACCAGAUGUUCAAGAUCGCGGAGGACGGGUCGACUCUGCGGGAGGAGUACGGUGGCGGCCGCAGCAUCCUUUCCACCUUCUGGGCCAUUGUCCAGCCCGCGGCCUCCUUCGGGUUCCUGAUCGUCGGCCUGUCGGUUUAUUUUGGCGACAACAUCGUAGAGUGGACUCCGCUCACCGCCUCCGCUCUGGGAUUCCUCAGGAAGUCCGACGACAUGCUCUGGGUACCCCAGGGCAUCUUCAUGACGUUUUAUGGAUUCUUCGGCCUCUUUCUGUUCGGCCCGAUCCAGUGGUACAUCCUCUUCAACAACCCCGGGAGGGGCGUAGCGGAGUUCAGCAAGAGAACGAAGCGGUUCACCAAGAUUGUCGACGGCCAGGUGCUCGAGGACAUCCCGUUCGAUGAUAUCAAGUCUGUCAAGUUCGAGUGGAGCGACCUGUUCAUCCUCGGGAAGAGGGAGGUGUACCUCGUCCUGAAAGACGGCAAGUCGGUGUCCUUCCAGGACCUGGAGGCGGAGGCUGCGUUCUUUUGGCGCCUGCGCUUUCUCUUCGGACGUACACAGUUCCUCUCGGACUUACUGUGUUCGUGUUAAUGUCGACUGUUUGUGAUAUGCUUUAUCUCAGUCAGGGCCUCCUCUUAAGGCGUCCGCCGCCCUCUCAGUAGGCAUGACAUUCGGCAUCUUCGUCCUCAUCACGCGUCUCAUCUGCUUGCCUGUGGUGCGGCACCUGCGCAGAACUUCAACAAGUUUGUGCUCGAGAAGCGCGCCUCCGUCCUGUCGGAGUUCAUCGACAAGGACCUGGAGAUCGACGACGACCCCGCCUGAGGGCCGACCUCUCGCCGACUCCGCGCGGCUCGCGCGCGACCUCCGGGCGCCUGCAGCGAAUCACCGCAGCCCCCUGCCCCUUUGGAAGCGCCUGUUAGAGCUUGGCCUGACCAAGCUAUCGGGCCAGUUGUUCCCCGA
This is a messenger RNA of Prorocentrum cordatum, 1268 nucleotides long. The record is from the annotation of a GenBank genome assembly. Lineage: Eukaryota; Dinophyceae; Prorocentrales; Prorocentraceae.